CGUGUUUCUAAAACAAAAAUGUAAGCAUAAGAACAGAGCAAACGAACGAAUAUUAACAGAUAAAAAGAAAUAAACAUUGUUUACUACUAAUAAAAGAAAGUUGAAUCGUUUUAAAAUGGUAAAUAUUUUUCCAAUUCAUGUAACGUCUUUUGUGAGUCCUCAUUUAUUUUGGAUAUUUAAUUUGAAUGAUGAAACUGAGAGAAACAACUUGCAACUACAGCUUCCGAAUGUUGCUGAAAAAUGUGUUAAAUACAAUAUUAAUCAAAUUGUUCUUACAAAAACAGAAGAUGAACCUCAAAUUUACAAGAGAGCUGUCUUAAAGCAUUUGGAAGUGAAAAAUUGUAUUAAAAUUUAUACUUGUUGGUUAAUUGAUUAUGGAUUCUUGGUAAAAUCUCGUUGUAUUUAUAACAUUCCUGAAGAGUUAGUAAAUAUUCCUUCAUUUGUAAAACAAGCUUGUCUAAAUAAUACUGUUGGAGUGCAUAAGAUGUUUUUGGAUGGAGUUAAAUAUGAAGAAUCCUUAGACUUCUCAGUUGGAGCUAUAAAGAUGUCCCAGGAAUACAUUUCUGCUGCUAAACAACUUUUUUUCAAUGUAGAAACAGUAAUAAAUGAUAUUUAUUGUGGUGAAAUAAUAAUUGUUAAUAAUCAGAGUGAAUGUAAACUCACAAAAUUGCUUACAAAAGGACAUAAUGUUGUUAUUAACGACGAUAAUUUUCAAGAAUAUUUAACAAAAAAUGUUCAAUGUUUCGAAAAUAAUUUCCUUGAAGCUAUUAGAAGUUUAAUUCAGUUUCCUAACAUAAAAAAAACAUUGCCAAUCUCAGAAAAUAAUAGUUGCUCUGAUCAACUGACCAAUACAAGGAACAAUUUGGCUAAAAUAGUAUCUGAUACCACUGAAAUAAAUGAGGUGGGAAUUGGUAGGGGCCGUUUUCGAAAAAUUUUAGAGCAACAAAUUAAGCCGUCUAGGGUUGAUCAAAAUUAUGUUGAAAGGAAGAAAAGUAAAGGUUCAAAAGCAUUCUUUUCAGACGUCGUUUACUCAAAUGUUGAAGAACCUUCAUGCAGUAAAGUUCAAAAUUAUGAUAAAAAAUGGGUUGAGAAAGGUGAAUUGGUACAAGAAGAACAAAGAGACACUUCAAAUGAAAAUAAUCUCAAAGAAUUGUCUGUACAAAAGAAUUUUUUAAAUAUAAUCAAGAGAAAUCGUAUGAAAAAAGCAAUAUUGAAACUGCAGAGCCUAGCACUAGCACGGUAGAAGAAUCAACAAAUUUUGACUCUUCUGAUUCUUCUUUGAAUAAUGCACAGCAACUAAGCACAACAAACAAUGCUGAUGAUGAUGACGACGAUUUCUAUCAAGAUAAGCGACCCACAAUUGGUUGUCGUUGUUCUAAAUGUUUGGAGUGGAAUAUAAAAAACCCUACCGAAAAAGUCGACCAACAACAGGACUUUGUUACUAAAACCACUUUGAAUAUAGAUCUAGAAAAACCAGCGCUACUUUUUAAAACCGCGAAUGACCUUGUAGAGGGCGAACCAGUACAAAUAAUGAGUCAAACUUCCGCCAGAUUUAUCAAGUUACAACAAAAAACCAAGCUUGAGAGUUUUGCUUCCCCAAAAAUCCUCAUUCAUGGGUCUUCAAUUCCUGCACCUGUAGAAAAGGUUCUUUCAGUCCCGUUUGAUCCAGAAAUCCACAAAUCUCUUGAUCGAUUGGGUUUCAAAGAAGUCAGACAGGUUCAGAUGUUCACUUGGCCUGCUCUAAGACGUCGCGCGCACGUGUUCAUGGUAAGCGGUCCCAAGUCGGGUAAAUCGAUGGCAAUUAUUCCUGCUGUUGCCUCAUAUUUGCAAGAAAGAAUAGAAAGAUACAUAAAUUUGCCUGAUAACGAGGUUGGACCGAUUGCGGUGGUACUAUGCAAAGGUUGCGAAUCAGCUGAACAUAUAUUCGAUUUAUACAAAAAAUUGUUUGAGUGUAUCAAGGGUAAACCCUCGAUGUAUAUGGCUAUUCCGCCAAUGGACAAAACGAGACUGAACCAAUUUUAUAAACAGUGUGAUAUCCUUGUGGCAACUCCCAAAACUCUUUUUUGGUUGCUUCAUUCAAGAAUAGUGAAUUUGAAACGUUUGUGUCAUUUUGUAAUCGAAGAUGGUGAUGUUAUUCUUCAGAAAUUUUCAAAAGAGAUGGAACUUAUUUUUAGAAACGUGCAGAACAUGUUGGAACAUAGAUUAUGUAAUUAUUCCGUUCAAAUGAUAGUUGCUUCAGAAAAAUGGAACGUACAUUUAGAAAAACUUAUCAAAAAGUUAAAUUAUAUUCCUACCAUUUGUAUAAAUAAUUAUUUGGAAGCAGCUCUGUAUGGUAGGGUAAAUUUUGAAUUUGUGUUUGUGAAGGAACAUCACAAAAAAAUGCAAGUUGUGGAUAUUAUUGAGUCGAAAAUGCAUCUACAUAAAACUAUUAUUUUGUGUAAUAGACAGUCAGAAGUAAAGGAUGUUUUAGAAUAUUUACAGUUAAAAAGUAUAAGUGCUGUGGAAAUUAAUUCGUCAAACAGUAAAGAAGAGAUUUAUGAAUAUGAAAAAUCUUGGAUGAAUCCAAAUGCACAAAAUUUUGUUUUGUUAUGCACUGACGAAGUAUAUCGCCACUUUUUGAACAUAACUGACGCCACAUUGUUAAUACACUAUUCAUUACCUUCAUCAUGGACAUAUUUUUCUGAUCGUUUUAAAGUAAUGGUUGAUAAUAUUUCUAGCCCCUUGUCAUUCAAGCAGAUGGAUGAAAAUCUUUACUGCAAAACAUACAUCUUUAUGGACCAAAGUUGUGAAAUGCAGUUUCCGCGACUAGUACAGCUGUUGCAAAGAUUGGACAAGACGCUACCUUCCAAAUAUAUGAAUUAUUACUAUUUCAAAAAAAGAAAAGAAGAAGCCAAAAGAAUCGAAGAUAAAAUUGAACUAUGUAAAAACAUAAAGAUAUUUGGGUUCUGUGAAAAAGUGAAAUGCCCGAAGAGGCACGUUUUAUCAAAACAAUUAGACUUGAAUGGUUUCCUUCCAGAAAGGGGCACCAUCAAUUUUACUUUAUUACGUGUUGAAGAAGUUAACAUGUUCUAUGUAAAACUUUUACAAUUUACAGACACAAAAGGACAGUUAAUAAAAAAAUAUUCGGAAGAUUAUGAAGAAAUGGAAGAAAAAUUGAAUAAGAGUAUUAAUUUAGAACAGGAUUAUGCUGACGAUUUAGUUGUUGGAAAUUAUUAUGCUGUCUUCAGAGAUGAAAAAUUAAAAAGGUGUCAACUUCUAAGAAUAGUAGACGACGCUACCAACAGUAUUAAAAAAACUAAAGUUAUAGUUAAACUACUAGAUUACGGUCCUCAGAUAAGGGUGAGCUCUCCUCUUUACAAUCUCCCCAAAGAGUUUCUGUCAAUUACUCCCAGAGCUUUUACGUUGUACUUUGGAAAUUUGGUUCCACCUGAUGGUGACGAGAAAUGGAGUACAGAUUGCAAAUCAAAAUUAAAAAACGCAUUAUUAACAGUUGAAUACAAUAAUGAAAGGUCUUACUUUUCAAGUGAAGUCCUGCUACUCCUGGGUCACGAUUUAUGGGUAAAAAAUGUCUAUCUGUACGAAAAUAUCGACACGCUGAGGACUACAACUACAAAAAUGAACGUGAAAAAAGUGUUAAAAGAUUUAAAACUUGUCGUAGAAAUCGAACAACCGAUGGACAAUCUAUAUAAAAUGUGUAAAGAGGCUGAUAUUGCAUUACCCGAGUUCAUGGUGGCAGAGGAAAGCAGUUCGAAAUUUUUUGAACAAGUAAAACCCAACUGGGCUUUCUUAGAAGGAAGUUUGAACUAUACUGAAGUAUUUUUAUGUUCAGUGAUAUCUCCUGACCGUUUUUUUGUACGUCUAAAGAAAUUUGAUGAUUUAUUACAGUUGUUAGAAAAGGAAAUAAAUGCUGCUAUUCAGAAGCCCUUUUAUCCCGACAACUUUGUUGUUACGAAAGGCUGUUCAUAUUUAGCUAAAGACAAAAAGACCGAAGAAUAUCGACGUGCUUUUGUUUGUGAAAUCGAGAAUAAAGUUGCAAAAGUUUUUUUAGUUGAUUAUGGUAUUACAGCAAUCGUGCCUAUUGAAACGUUAAAGUUUUUGGACGAAAGUUUUAUUAUAAAAUUGCCUUACCAGGCGAUUGAGUGUCAUUUGUAUGGAGUUGAUCCAUUUGGUUGUUCAUGGCAAAAUAAUGCAAGUAAAAUAUUAUGUGAUUAUGGUUUCGAUGAAGCCUCAAAGAGGACAUUGUACACAUAUGUAUAUGAUAACACCAAAACUGGGCACUUAACAUUUAAUUUAAAUUAUGGUGUACUUCUACUCUGCUACAAUGACAAAAGUAAACCAAUUUUUAUUAACCAGCUUCUUGUUGAUUGUGGUGAAGCUGUUAGUUCAGAUGAUAAAAGUUUAGAUUUAAAUGUUACUCUACCACAAAGUGUUAAUGAAAAUGAAGAAGAAUUAGAAGAAGAACCCAUUGAAGAAGUCAAGAAUUGUGAUAACUCAUCUUUGUACGACGAUUCGUGUUCGUUUUGUUCAAGUGAUAUUGUUGUUUUUGACCAAGACUUCUUUUUGGAACAGUUUGGAAUUAAAAUUAAUAGCGCAACAAAGGAAGAAACGAAACCAGCCAUUUGUGAUAAUCCAGACAAGUAUUUACCAGUCAUAAAGGCUCUACCACCUGCAGAAUAUUUAACCCCUGCAGUCAAUUGGUACCAGACUAAGGAACGUAUUUACUUGACAAUUUUAUUACCAUCAGUUGAUCAAUUUGAAAUGAAAUUGGUUAGAGAGAAAUUUCUACAUUUUUGGACAAUCCACAAUGGAAGGGAAUAUCGCCUAGACCUAAUUUUUUAUUCGAAACUAAAGAGCAAUUUCAAAUUUUCAUCUGGAUUAAAUGUAAAGGCAACUUUUGUAAAGCAGGAACCUGCAGAAUGGCCGCGUCUCGAAUGCACUCCAAGUCAUAAGAAAAUUAAGUACGACUUAACAAAAAUAGAUUUCCCAGAAGAGAUGGAGAAAAAACUCUUUUUGGAUCUAAAUAUAAAUGACGACGUAGAGUGUGAUAUGAACGAAAUUAUCAUUGGCUCAGAUGAGGAUUACAGUGAAUCUGAUUUAGAAGAAUCUACAUCGGAUUAGAAGAAAUAUAAAGUAUAAGUUUUUUAUCACGGUAUUUCAGUUUUUUAUACGCAUGUAACGUUAUUUUUUAUAAGCAAAGUUUUAGAUUCUAUAUUUUAUA
This is a messenger RNA of Agrilus planipennis (emerald ash borer), 5218 nucleotides long. Its product is annotated as putative ATP-dependent RNA helicase TDRD12. The record is from RefSeq and is a predicted model, not a curated record. Gene Ontology annotation, biological process: germ-line stem cell division; transposable element silencing. Bases 1531 to 5118 code for a protein of 1195 amino acids. Lineage: Eukaryota; Metazoa; Arthropoda; Insecta; Coleoptera; Buprestidae. Gene Ontology annotation, molecular function: nucleic acid binding; ATP binding. The transcript has 18 exons.